AUGGCGGACGCCGCCAGUGCCGGGGAUGCGGACACUCCCGAAGGGAGUAAUCGUGUCCGGCGUGACCUCAAGUUUGAGCCUCUCGCGCAAGACCCUUUUGUUAUCUCGCGUGACAAGAUGAAGUCAGGACAGACUGCGCCAGAAGAGGUUCGGUUCGCUGCUCGUGCGUGGUUGAAGCAGCGCAAGCUGCUGGGUGGGUACUUCUCACAGCCACGGUUCACUGCAGACGAGCGCUGGGUAUGCACAUGCAGAUGCACAGAGCACGACGCUUGUUUCAAAGGGGAAGGAGCCUGGUAUCAGUUCAGUGGCUCUUGGCAUUCUUCCCGCGAGUUCGACAGCCUGCGAGUGUCGCAAGCCGGAAACUGCUCUGGCGCAGGGCGACGUAAAGCUGCCAAGCAGAAGCCGCUCGAGCAGCAGCCAACUGUGGCCGAACUCCAAGCUGUCCAUAGGGCUAUAGAUGCUCUUUUGGAACGGGGUCUUCGACCGACAGCAAGCAACGUCGCCAUCCGGAUGGGCACAGACAGAGUGGCAACAGACAUCGUACGGUCCGUGCUGCAGCAACGCAAGAAGAAUUCCCAGCUUGACACAACUGCAGUUUUUCACGACUCCUGGCCUGCCUUUCAGGAACACAUUCGUCAGUACGAAGAUCCGGACUGCAAGCCACUGUAUUUUGCGGAGGUUACUUUGCGAGCUUUCAGCUAUGUGGCUCUGCUGCCGCAUUUCCUGGAGGCGCUGGGUCGGCUGUUGGCCGAUGAGCAGACUUGCAACAACGGGUGGUGCAUGUGCGCGGACUUUGCACACACUUUGUGUGUCAUGAACUUCAAGUAUGCCGUUGUGUGUGCUGUCGUUUUCAGAAUGCUGAAUGGCGUGUGGAGGAGAACGCCGUGGCCUUUGCUGAUAGCAAGUGCACCCAUAGAGACCGGCGUGGGCUACAAGAGAAUCUUCACCCUACUCAAGCAAGAACUGCUUCGCAGGGGCAUUCGAGAACCGCAAGCUCAACACGUCCAAGUCACCUUGGCUGGCGACUCCAAGAUGGAGAUGAGGCAGAACGUGAAGGGCACCUUGUUGAGCUCCGAUGAAUUGACCCAAGUGAUUGUGCCGCUGGGCAAGGUGAUCACUAGUCUUGGGUAUCAGCUCCGGUGGGAUGCCGACCGGUGUCAACUUGUGAGCCAAGAGGGUGAGAUCAUUCCACCUCAAGUCGUUCGGGGUUGUCCGGAGGUGGAUGAGGCCACGGCUCAGGGACUGAUCGACAAGUUGGAGAACAAGUAUCUGCCGGAGCUCCAUGAAACCACCUUGAACUCCUUGAGGGUCCUUCAGCGAGCAGAAAGGAGCUGGUGGACCUGCCUUCUCGACUAUGUGAGUUCUGGGAAUGUGGCAUCGGGAAGGGAGGCCAUUUUGAACUCAUGGAUGUGGAACGACAAGGUGGAGGACCAGGAAGCGCUUGUUGAGGGCGGCGACUUGGUGGUGAGGUGGGAUCCUGCAGCAUACGAGAGGCGCAGUGACACCCUGGUUAAGAUUGGGCGAAUGUCGGAUGUCGUCUAUGUGAAUGCUGGGUCACUGCUUGUUCAGGGCGAGUUUGAGGACUUUUGGAAGAUUAUGUUAUGGGCUGCUGGGCAAGGGAAGAUCGGGGCGGUGAUCUCCAAGGAUGUGGCCACAAAUCUGGAGGACUUUGAAAAGGAAGGACGCCACCGAGAUCGCGUCCAUCUUCUACAUGCCCUGGCUUCGGCAGGGCAGCAGCUUCGGGGUGGAGUUUGCCCUAAGUUCUUGGUUGAGAGGAGAAGGUUUUCUACGGCACGAGUGCCUGGGAUCCAUUGGACGAGCGAUGGUAGGGCCCAGAGGUACUUGGAAGAAGCCGGUAUCCUGGAUCCUAUGGUGGAGGAAAAUGAAACCGUGGAGAUCGUCGCCGGGUUGGUCGGUGUGAUCCGAACCGAUGGAAGUGGCCGACUGCGAAUAGCCAAGUUAUCCAGUGACGCUGCAUGGAGAUUGCAUGUCAUGAGGAACCACCUCCCUUUCAGGAGGGAUUGUGCUGUGUGUGUGAGGAACGCAGCAAGUGGCAAGCAGCAUCGGGCCACCCUUCAUCCCAUGGCCUACACCCUUAGCGUGGAUGUCGCAGGACCACUACGAGGGUGGGGGAAAUCUCCAGACAACAAGUUCUUCAAGUACUUUGUGGUUGGGGCGUUCCGCAUCCCAAAGAUGGACCAUCAUGUUCACCACGAUGAUGUUCGCGGGCAUCCAACACCGCCUCUUGGAGAGGAGGAAGAUAUAGUCGCAAAGGAAAAGGAGGAAUGGAAGAAGUUGAUGGAGAAGUUUAAGGAGCCCAUCGAGACCGAGACGAUCUACUUCGCGGCGCCCACCACCAGCAAGAAAGCAUCGUGUAUCCUCCCGGCGAUUCAGCAGAUGGUGGUAGAAGGCAUCACGAAAGACGCCCGGCGUAGCCCUUCGAAUGCUUCAUGUACUACAACUCGUACGGAUGAGGACGACGAGGAGGCCACGAUGAAGAAGGUUUCUGGGCCUGACUUUGAGGAGGUGGAAAAGAUGGCAAGGGAGUCGGUUGAGAGUGGGGAGAUCAAUGCAAAGAGAUGUGAAGAACUUCUAGAAAAACUGGAAGCAUUCCGUGGGAAUUUGAGAUGCCCUCGCACGGUUUCGGGAACUGCGAUGAUUCUUGGUGCCUAUGCCCAAGGAGGAAGUCAUGGUCUAACAGUUCUUACACGACGGCUACCGUGGCUCACGACAUUCCUCAACAAGUAUCUCCAAGGGCGACUACGAGCCACUCUACCACAUCAAGAGCAGCGGUGGACUUCUUUGGCGCUGCACCGGACUACAGAGGCCAACCUCCAUCGUGAUGUCCAUAACAAGAAGGGCUCGUGCAACUAUGUGCUGGAGAUUGGGAGGGAUAAGAACAGUGGCCUAUGGGUGGAAGGCAACCACGAGCAGCAUCCAGUACACGGAGGUGGGGAAGAACGAGCGAAGGAGUAUGAGAAGCCAGACGGUGAAGUGCUACAAGGUCGCCUGGUCGAUCUGUCCCAGGGACCAGUGGUGUUCAACCCGAGAACAAAGCAUGCCUUGGUGAAGGACACAGGGGUUAAAUGGAUCCUAUCUGGAUACACUCCAUCGGGAGUGCAAGCGCUUGCACGAGGAGAUGUGGAGGGUCUUCGGCGACUUCAAUUUCCUGUGCAGGGCAUCGGACUCCUAGAGGACAUGUACGAUUGUCCAAGCCAACAUGGGCACUAUGACACGGCUGGGGAAACCACACCCUGGCUGAAGGCCUUUUCUCCACCGCCGCAGUUCGCGACUUCGAGUAGAGCUCAGGUUGCAAGGGACGAGGAGGAGGGUUCUGGUGUCGUGCCGGAAGAUGUGAUGCAUGUGGGCGACUGGGAGAUCUAUGUUCCGGAGAGUGGAGAAGAAGAAGAAGUGGACCGAACUGAUGAUGAAAUCGUUCUUCGGCAAGUUUGCAGUGGGGAGAACCCAGGCAAUUUCGCGGAUUACCUUCGGGCAACAUAUGAGGGAAUCAUUGGCCAGGAGAUCUUGGAUUCGGACCUUCAAGAUGAUAUGGGGAUGAUGGUGGAGGAGUGGUGUCGCGAAGAAGAAGUACUACCACGAGUCGCCAAGCUGGAGCCCGAGUACACCAAGGGGAUUGAGGAGUUGAUCGCCUCCCUGGAGGAACCUCUUCGACACACUCACAAUGUGGAUCCAGCAGAAGUCCGGAAAUCUCCCACUAACUGGCUGCCCUCAAUUCGGAAGGAGUUGGGUGUGGUGGAAAAGGGAUUCAAGAGAAUUUCUUCAGAGGAGGUGAAGGUCUAUGCCAAGAUGCCCAAUGUUCAAUUUCUCCCUGCGAAGAUGGUGUAUACCCUCAAGCCACCUGGCGGUGAUGGAGAUUCACUGGUGGGCGAGGCACGGUUGUGCAAAAGAAAGGCCAGAAUCGUAUGCUGUGGUAACUUUGCAGAGGACAAUCAAGAGGAUGUCUUUGCCAGUGGUGCAGCAGCAGAAAGCCUUCGUUGCACCCUGACUAACGCUGCAGCAAAGCGAUGGAGCACUGGUGGAUUGGACAUCACAGGUGCCUUCAUGUUGACUCCCACGCCAACCGGUCCGGAGGAAACCAUCUACAUCGUGACGCCCCGGGCGGUGCUGGUUCAGUUGGGCGUCGUGCAACCUGGAGAGAAAUGGCUGCUUACCCAUGGGAUGUACGGUUUAAGGCAGUCGCCACGGUUGUGGGCAGGAUUUCGUGAUCGUACUAUGAAGGAGAUGGUUACCACCCUCGGCGACACUUCGUGGAAGUUUGUGCAGGGGAAGGCUGAGCCGAACAUUUGGUUCAUCUAUGAGGCGGGCAGUUCUAUUUCGGACCCCCAGGGCACGAUCUUGGUGUAUGUGGAUGAUAUUGAUAUGUGCCCCCUUGACCCUUCUCAAUGCCGUGGCAGCUACUUUCAGUACUACCUGGAAGACCUCCGGCCUAGAAACUGUCACGCCCCAGAAGGGGAUCCGGUUCUUGGGAUAGAGAUGCUGUACCCGGAGGCGCUCGAUGAUGAAACCCGAGGAGACGAAGCACAACUACGAAUGGCCCAAGAGGCAUGUGGAGAGCUGCUGUGGAUUAGUCAGAGGAGUCGACCUGACUUGAGCUUUGCGAUUUCGGUUAUGGGCAGCCUAUUGACACGAGCAGCGCCUCGGGCUCUGGCCAUUGCCGACAAAGUCCUCUCCUACCUGCAGCGGACGGAGCAUUUUGCUCUGGAGAUAUCUCCGGCUGGGAAUGAGCUUGCAGCAUGGAGUGAUAGCAGCUUUGCCCCCAGUGGCAACAAAAGCCACUCAGGUAUGGCGAUUACCUGGAAAGGUGUGGUGGUGAGUUGGAGGAGCUCCAAACAACCAUUCACGUGCUUGAGCACGGCAGAGUGCGAGCUAGUGGCGGCUGUGGAAACUCUUAAUAUGUGCAAAUCGCUGCAGGCCAUCAUACAGCAGUUCGACCCUACUGCCUCUGAAAACGAGGCACUUGAGGAUAAGGCUUCCUUCAUCCACGAGCAGGUUGAGGCCGGAUGUGUUAAGCUCCGGUACACACCGGGGCAGUAUCAACUUGCCGACCUCUUAACAAAGGGGUUUUCGCGCCAACGUCUGGAAGAAUUGAAUGGUCUGUGGCGGAUCGUUGACGUGACCCUCCAGGCCACGAAGAUUUCCAUGGCGAAGAUGAUGGUUGCGAUGAUGAUGAUACAGGCCGCCCGAGCGGAGACCAUCGCAAAGGAGCCCAUUCAGUUGGAUGGCUCAGUGGAGCUAUACAUCCUUGUGCUGCUGGUGGGUGUGUGCGUGGUGGCUAUGUGGGAGGCAAUGUGGUGGCUUUGGUACAACUGGAGUGGAGAUGAAAGACGGGAUCGGAAGGUCCGUCGACUUCGUCGUCGACAGCUGGCUGUGGAACAGGAGCUGACCAACCAGGUUACAGACUUGGUCCGACCGGCAGCUCCACAGGUGGGGUGUCAGACUACUACACCGGAGCGGAAGUCGAUAGGUGUGCAAGCCUCGCCAGCCUUCCAGUAUAUGCGACCUCCAGAGGUCAAGGCCGGCAAGUGUUUCCUUCUGGUACAGCUUAGUAUCAGGGUGACUGCAGUGAUCUGGAGGAUCAACUACAGUCAAGGAGGAGUGUUGAAAGGGGUGAAAGCACCCAUCGCUGAGGUGGAACCAGUCCGCCGUCUUCGAAGGCCACUGUGGCCCAAGGCGCAGAGCUAG
This is a messenger RNA of Symbiodinium natans, 5703 nucleotides long. Lineage: Eukaryota; Dinophyceae; Suessiales; Symbiodiniaceae. The record is from the annotation of a GenBank genome assembly.